This is a messenger RNA of Musa acuminata AAA Group (dessert banana), 7657 nucleotides long. Its product is annotated as transcription initiation factor TFIID subunit 8. Gene Ontology annotation, molecular function: protein heterodimerization activity. The record is from RefSeq and is a predicted model, not a curated record. Lineage: Eukaryota; Viridiplantae; Streptophyta; Magnoliopsida; Zingiberales; Musaceae. The transcript has 3 exons. The coding region runs from base 521 to 1615 and encodes 364 amino acids. Gene Ontology annotation, cellular component: transcription factor TFIID complex.
UCCGCUGCUCCGCCGGAGCACUAAAACCCCGCCUGCGCAUGCGCCAUCGGCGAACGCUUACUAUCCACCACACCAAACCCUCGCCUCUAUAAAUAAGUCAAGAUCCCAGUCGACCCGAUCUCGACACCCCCAUCACUUCUCGAUCUCAAUCUCCCUCUCUCCCUCCCUCGCCUCCCCCUUUUCGAAAUUAGGGUUUAUUGAGGUUGCUGCUCUUGCGUUUAAUAGGUUCUUUUUCGGAACUCAAGCUGCAGAGAUCCAUGGAAGAACCUGCUCGUUACCCCACCGGCCAUCGGCGAGUUCCUCACCAGCUUCAUCAAUUCUUCGCGGUGGCUUUUGGUUCAAAUGCUACUGAAGUGUAGGGUUUUUUGACGGAUACAUCUUGGUACUUGCUUCUCAGACCGAACGCGCUUGUUUUCUUGUUAUACCGUAACCACAACCUUUGCAGCGGCAGUGGAUGGACAGAGAGUAGUAUAGAUUGGCAAAGUCCCUAAUUUGGCGCCAAUAAUAUGAUCCGGUGAACAUGAGCGAUGGAGGUAGGGAGAGUGGAAGGAAUCAACGGACAACCUCGAAGAAGAGCCGGCUGUCGUCGCGAGGUGAUGAGUUCAGUCACGCCGUCGCCAAGAUCGCCGUCGGCCAGAUUUGCGAGUCGGUUGGGUUUCACGGUUCCAAUCGUACUGCAAUUAAUGCUAUGGCGGAUAUCAUGGUCCGAUACAUCUGUGAUCUAGGCAAAAGUGCUAAUUUUUAUGCUAAUUUAGCUGGAAGAACUAGUUGCAAUGUGUUUGACAUCAUCCAGGGGCUUGAGGAUUUGAGUUUGUCAAGGGGCUUUUCUGGGGCAUCUGAUGUUCACCGUUGUCUGGUGGGUUCAGGUGUUGUUCGAGAGAUCACCCAGUUUGUUACAACAGAGGAAGUCCCAUUUGCACAGCCCAUUUCCGGAUACCCUGUUUGUACAACACCUAAGCCGACACCUAGCUUUGCUCAGGUUGGAGAGACAUCAAGCGGAAAGCACAUACCUGAUUGGGUUCCGAGUCUUCCUGAUCCUCGUGCCUAUGUCCGCAUGGAAGAGUGGAACAAAGGGGUAACUGACACUAAAAUGGACAAGGUCGAAGAGACAAGGCAGCGGACGAAGGCCGAGAGUUCUUUGUUGAGCUUACAACAGCGACUUGCCUAUAAUAGUACAACUGGGUUUCAACCUACGAAUGAUGCCAGUUAUGGUAAAGAGAGGCAAAUGGUUGUUAGCAACCCAUUUCUGUCCCCCCCUUUGCCAUUUGGAGAGAAAGAAGUAUCUGUAAUUGCUAAUCCAUGGGAAAGAGAUGCUGAUGCUGGCAACCGGUUGUGUGUGCUUGAGACUUCUGUCCCUGCCACUGAGUCCAUAAAGGUUGGGCCUGUGGACUUGGAGACUAAUGAGAAAAAGGUUCUUCCUGGAAGGAGGCCUAUCGUGCAUUUCAAACUUAAAGUUGACAAGAAAUCUAUAGCAGCAUCAUUUUCUUCUGAUGCCUUGGAUGCUAAAAAUGAUUCUUGGCCUUUGAGGCAUGACGAGAAAGAUGACAAGAAAAGGAGAGCAGAGAUAAUUCUUAAAGAAGCUAUGGAGAAACCACAUGAUCUGGCUCAGCUGUAAAAUACAUUGUAGAGAGGAUUUCUGUGUCGAACUGUAACAGUAAUUAUUUGGCAUAUCAAAUUUGAUGGAACAUGCAACUUUUUCUUCCCAGUGGGUUGAGCAUGGUGAAAAAUCUUAGGUAUGUAACUUAUGUUGUCUAGAAGUCCUUUUUCCUUCACGCCUCUCUCUAAUUUUUUUCUAUAUUAAGAACAAAGUGCGAACCUUUUACCAGGGCUGGCAGUGAGACAAGUUGGCUUGUGUUUCGUCAAGAGCAACUUGAAUAUGGAUCAACUGCCCCCAAACCGUUGACCCAUUUAUAACUGAUUGAAAAAUGCUAAACCUUUAGGCUUCUUUCCUAUUUUUUAAUGAACAUUUAAUAGCCACACAAUGUGAAAUAAGAGUUUGAACUUAUCUAUGUUAAAUUUUAAAAUAAAAACGUCGGUUUUCUUUAUGUUUUUCAAUUGAAAAACAAUGAGAAGUGUUUAUGUUUUGUUUGUUUUCAAUUUUCAGAAAAUUCAUUUGGUGGUCACCAUUCAGUAAGCGAUGUUUAAAGAUAAAAGUAAAAGAUCCUAGGGGUAAGUACCAACCUAAAAAUGUUCAUUUUUUUGUCAUCAUUAUUAAAGAUAAUUAACAUUUGUUGAACACAUUGUAAAUACGGGCAAAAUUAUCACGACUUUUAUUAUUAGAUGAUAUGAAUUGCAUACAGAUAGGUAAGUCUUCGUACUAACACAAGAUUACUCUUUUGUGGACUAGGGACCAAAGUUUGAGUCAUAGAAAUUUCCUUGUCGUUUGUAACUAUAAGGUUAUGCAGAUUGACCCUCCUUAGAUUCCAUGUUAGUGGCCUCCUCAUACAUUGGUCACCCUUUAUAAACAUUAUAUCAACACGGGAGACAUUCUUGAUAUCUCAAAUUCUUGGUAUGGAAAGACAAUUGUCCUUGUCCAAGAGGUUCGACGAACAACCAUUCAUUCCCUUGAAUGGGGAUGUCCAAACAAUAGUGCAACUGAUUUACUCCUUCCCAUAGGAAAAUUAGAUUGAAUUUCUUAAUUUUCCAUGCACUCCAUGAAUUUCUUCCUUCAUAAAAAAAGGUUAGAUGGUCAGUCUGUAUUUUUUUCUUUCGAAGUUUCAUAAUUGAAAACUUUCAACUAAUUUCAGAAAACUUGCAAGCUAAAGCAAGUAUACCUAAUAUAUCCGUUUACAAGUAUUUAUAAGUUUCUAUUUUUGAUAGUGGAAGAACACAAAGAAUAAUGCUAAAUCUUGUCUUUUCUUAUUGUUUUCCUCAUGUGAAACUAUACAAGCCUAUUCUGGACCUGGCUGGUGUUGGUGCCCCCAACCAAGACAUUCAAAGGAUUGUAUUUUUGUAAUGCCCUCUUAAAUAUUAUUGUAAAUUCUUGUGUUGUUACUGGUUCUGACAAAUAAUCUAUUUGUCGAUUUUCUAAAAUUUAUUGGUGCACUAGUUCAGACAUAGGUUUUUGCAUGGAUAAUCGAGUAUCAUAUUCUACAUCCCUUAAGUUUCUGGUGGUAAAAAUGAUUCUCAAAUUAUAUGUUUUUGUUAGUAAAAGUGAUUCUCAAAUUGCCAAGAAAUGUGUAUAUUUUAGUUUCAUAUGUAUCAUGGUCGUUAGAUCUCAAUGACUGUAAAAGAUCUAUGUAACCGAUUCUAAAUAAUUGGGGCUUACGGUUUUGUUAUUUGUUGUGCAUCACGUGUAUUAUGAUUCUUUGGCAUUCUUGACAUAUUUACAAUCAAGGCCAUUGGACUUGCGUAGUCAUGUAAGAAUGCUAUAUUAUGAUUCUUUAGCAUUCUUGACAUAUUUACAAUCAAGGACAUCAGACUUACGUAGUCAUGCGAGGAUGUCAUAUUAGUGAAGAAUCCAUAUUUAUAGACAAUGUGUAUGAUCCUUAUUUCAUAUUGGAUUAGAUACUGUUAAAUCUGCCAAACACUUGUAUCCUAUUAGGUCAGAUCUUUUACACAACUCUAAUUGAUCCAUGCUUGUUAGUUAGUGCUUUAGUUGUCAAAUGAAGUUAUCAUAUUCAAUUAGCCAUUCAAGGGAUUGCAGGUGUUACUUAUUUACGUGUUGUCUAUCCUAUCUUAUUAGGUUGAAAUCCAUCUAAUGCCAUGGAGUUUUUGCUGCAUGGCUGAUACAUAAUGAUAAAAGUAAAAAAAAUCUUUGACUUAUUUCAUAAUAGGAUAACUGGUUGGUCUACUAGAAUUUGGGCUAAGAUUCUUGGUAGAGUCAAUUAUGGAUUCAAAAAUAUGUUCAUUGAGUGGCCUUACCAUAUGAAUUUAGGAUUGAUGUGGGAAUAUUAGUGAACUGCAUGUAGCAGCUAUAUGUUCAUGACAAGUUGACUCUUUACACAUUAUGAAAGAUAGUUAUUGCAGACACAAAAGUCUUCAAGGCGGUUACAGGUAAAUUGCCAUGCAAGUAGUUACAACUAUUAGAUCACAUUCUUGUAGAUUACAAUUGAAUCAAGACUCAGCUAUUGGCUAACUGUCAGAUCUGAAGUAGCAUGCCCAAUUUGAGCAAAUGCCUGUUACAUGCCAUUAUAUGAAGAGACUUCCUCAGGAAUAAGUGAAAUCUUUCCAAUCCCUUCAACUCUUGUUUAUUGUUUUCAUUUAGGUUUCGAUAUGCUCAUUCUCUCACCUUGGAGCUCACUAGAGAUUCUAAUUUGAGUGUUAGAUGAGGGUCCCACUGGGCAGCCCUCAGUGCCUUCUCUUCUUGCAGGAUCCUUUUUGAACAUGAACUUGGAGCAACAGAAGGAUACGAGAUUAUCUCAAGAAUAUUAGUAUUGGUUUGAUUCACCUUGCCAGUACACUUGCAUAUUAUUUACCUCAGCAAGGUUACCUAGGUUGGCUCUUGAUCCUACUUGGCACGAUGACUAAAUAUGAUCCCACAAAGGCUGCACUAUAUAUAUAUAUAUAUAUAUAUAUAUAUAUAUAUAUAUAUAUAUAUAUAUAUAUAUAUAUAUAUAUAUAUAUAAUAUUUGUGUUUUUCUCAUUUUAUGAACAUAAUUAUGUUGUUUUUCCCAUGAUAACUUCUGUAUUUAUUCUUGCUUUCUUGACAUUCAUUAUUUUUAAAGUUUUUUUGUUCCUUCAUGACAUGAACAAUAAUGGCUUGAAUGACGGGCAAGACUACUCUUCUCAGACUUCAUAUUAGCGAGAGAGACACACACUAGUCUGCCAUUUAUUUUCUUUUUUUAUAUUAUUUCCUGUAAGAUUUGAUGCCUUUUUUAACAACUAACUUGUUCAACAUCUUGCCUGUAUCAUUUUGUAGUGUUCUGAGAGUAAAGAAGAAAAGUCUUGUGUUCACUUUUGCUUUAUCUAAAAGAACCUUGAGUUGCCUUUUAAACUUUUUUCUGCUUUCCUUUUCUUUUGUAUUUUAUCAUUGUCUUCAAUUUUCCUGUAAUAAUGGGAUCCUAUAAUUGUGUAGACUCUAUUUUACAUUUUUACUUUACUUUUUCUGGACAACCUACAUUAUUGAAGGUUGUUUUACUUAAAUGUCAUUCUUUGUGAUAAUUCGAAUAUUGAACCUUAUUAGAGACGCUUUCUUCUGUCAUUUAGACUUUGGAUUUUGAUUUUGUAUGGUCUUUGGAAUCCUUUUGCUAUCAGCUUUUUGCAUGGUUCACUCAGCAUAUUUUCCUUGCACGUUGUUGCUACAGUCUAUUCUCUGAUAUGUAAAAUCUCUGAUUGUAGAGAGCCUUAUAUAUCCUUAAAAAAUAGUAUGGCUAUGGUUUGAUAUUGGGUUGUGUAACUUGGUUUAGAAUUGAACUCCGAUCAGUGUAAUUAUAGUUACUUUUAUCUUUCACAAUUAGAAUAUCUAACCACAGCAUAAUGUUUGUGGAUAUUUUUAUUUUUUUUCUAUUUGGGAAAUUAAUGAAUCGUAGAAGAAUUGAUGUAGAUAUACUAUUCUUAUGCUCCUAAAUUUUGUGGGCUCUUCUAAGAUAGCUAAGCACCUAGCGAUAACAAUGUUUUCUUAUUUCUUAGUGUAAAAAAAUUAGAGUUAUGAGCACUCUCGUCUAUCAUUUGAUAUGCUUUGAAGUAAUGAAUGUCACUGUGCCUUUUGUUAGAUGAAUUGACAAGGUCAUUUUUGACCUCCAUGUGCACCUCAGAACAUCCAUUGACAAGGUCCACCAAUCACGGCUAUGGUGUGCUUUCAAUAUGAUGACUGAAGUUAACUAGUCAAUUUUUAUGUCCUCGAGCUGGGGAUGGAUGGAAUUUAUGCUUGAGUACCAUCACAACUGAUUAUUAUCUGUAGCUAUCUGAAUUGAGAACAUUUGUAUUAUAUUUAAUAAGACAAUACAUGGUCUGUUGCAGCUUGAUUGUGACGGUUUCUAAAAAUUCUUUGCAAAAGCAAAGAACCUCAUGGUGGUAAUAUUUCGAUAUUGCAAUUUUGCAAGCUAACAUCAGUAUCUUUGAGUGUUUUCCUAUGGCUUGAUGAUUUUCUUAAAAUUCGCAUUGACACGAGGGGCAAGGACCUCCUGGUGCUAUAUGUAAUGGCAGAAAAUUGAUUCUUUGAAAGCUGUUUCUGAUACUCCGAAAUUGUUAUUUCUAGUGUGUAUUUCAGCAGCAUUACUGUUGUGAUCCAUGCAUUGCAGUACAGAAUGUUGAUCUAAUUACAUUAUUUUCAUGAGUUUUUAUGCAUGUGCCCGGAAUUACUCAUCAAAGUGGGUAAUUGCAAUCUGCCGUCAUGAGAACAGCUCUGCUUUUCUGGGAUGUUCAGGAAGGCCAGUGCCUGAAAGGUGCUUUUGUGUUUCCUUGGCGUCGAUUGGCGCUGCCGAUUGAUCGUGUUCAUGCUCUUUGGUUGAUUGCUCAAGCCAUCAAUGUGUUCAUAAUCAUUCCUUCAGAGGCUGCUGACACCCAUCAUGCUAGGGCUUGGAACGUACCCUAAACAGAGCAGAUUGUGGAAGGCUUAGAAGUGAAAGAUCUGGACAAGCUGAGAACCUCUUGUGAGAUGAAUAUUAGUUACCUCCCAACUAGAAUCUCUGUGUCUGCACACAUUUGUUUACCACUGUGAGCCCAAGUUGAGGUAGAAGCAUAUUGAAUGGAUAAGGAAUGGUUGGUUAGGUCAGAAAAAGAACAAAGAGAAGGACGUGGGGACGGAUGCAGUGAUAAUUUGAUGAUGCAUGAAUAUAUUUUUUACACACUGGAAAAACUAUUUUCUUACCUAAAGAUAUAUGAUAUUUCUAAAGCAUUAUUUUUCAUUCCUUUUAAAGAAUGUUUGCAUUCUUUUUUUUUGGGUUUCUACCACUGCUCCUUCUGUGGCAAUUGCUGUUGUUUAUCGAUCUUAAUUUUCUUGAAUUUAAUUGGAUCAGAUGUAAUCCUUCUAAAAGUUCUUACGCCAUCAAUUUAUACAAGAUGCAGUUUCUUGAUUCACCCCAUAAAUUAAUCCUCCAAUGAUUCUGUUUGGUGAUAUGUUGCUUUCGUUCUCCCUCAAUAAUACAGUGAGACAUGCUGUCCUGUCAAGAUGUCGAUCAUCAACCACGCAUGCAGAGUUAGUUGAUCUGUUACUUUCACUCUUCUUCAAUAAAUAGAGUCGCAUGUUUCCAUAGCGUGCGUGAAGGCAAUGGGCGCUACUGAGAUGGUGAGAGUCCACUGCUUCUUGUGCGUGACCCUCCUCAUUCUACUCUCUGCUGCUGCUGCUGCAGGUACUAUGGAUGUGGGUUAUGUCCAGCCAUCUAACACCACCAUGUUCGACGGCGUCGCUGGCGGCACUGAGUGGUUGGAUCCAGAGAUGGCGACGGCCCAGCACAUAGUCUACCGUGCCGUGGGGAAUGCCGACCGACCGGCGGCCACGGCUGCCAAGGGGAGGGCUUACACCCGUGGGUGUUCGGGUUCUACUUAUUGCAGGAAUCAAUAGCCACCCUUUAAAGUCUCUUCGUUUCCAUAGGAGUAUCAUGAUCCAUAGGAGUAUCAUGAUCGAUGUGUCGUCGCAGAACCUACUUUGCUUGUAUGACUUGAUGAUGGUAUCAUUUGGCUUGCUUAUCUUUUUCCUGUGUUUGUUGCUUCACUUCUCUGCGUGGAAAACAUUAACGUUUCGAUUUAUGAAACUUAAUUGUUCUUUUUCGAUUGA